AUACGAACUCUCCGAAGCCGCCGCACACGAAGGAUGAUCAAAAUGGAGACGCGUCUGGAUUGACGAACAGUGUCGACACGCUGGUGGAGAAUAUCUUAGAAGUAGUACACUAUUUGGAAGACAUGAAUAACUACAUCAUCGAUUUUAAGAAGGAAUUGCAAAGCAAAUUCGAACACCUGGUUCAGCACGAUGCCAAUCUGUAUGAGACCUAUGAACAUAAUGAAAAUAUUUUGACUCAUAUUUACUCCUACAAUGAAAAUAAGCUACACAGAUAUUCCAAAUAUUUGGAGAAUUUGAAGAAUGUUAAGUUAGAUAUGUUUAAUGACACAAUUAAUAAUAUCCAAAGGGAGAAUAUAUACUACGUCAAUUUUGUGUACAAGAAUUUGCUGUCCAAGAUUGACUUGCUGAGUGACCUCAACAAGAAGAAACUGGACAAGGAGAGGCGCAAGAACCUGCGCGAGCUGAACAAGUACCUGGAUGAGCUGAAGAACAAAAUGAUGAUUAUGGAGCAAAAGUUCAGCCAAGUGAUAAAGGACAAAUCGGAAAGCAUACGCAAGUCCAACCAAGAGAAUAUAAACAGAUUCGAAGCAUCUGCCAUGGAUUACCUAAAUGGAAAUAGCAACUUUGAUACCUUCUCCAGUUACGUAAUAAAUGAUUUCCUCCUAAAUGGAAAAAGAAUUAAUGUCCUAAAUUAUGAAAAUAAUUCCUUCUUCAAGAGUAACUUCCUGUACUUUAAUUUCUUACACAAUUAUAUUAAGGGAAAAAAAAAUGAAAAAACUAUGAAUAUUUAUAUCUAUUUAAAGGACCCCUUGAUAAAGGAAUACGAGUUAUCCUACUUGAAUUACUACGUUAUCGUUGAUCUACACAUCGUGGAUGUUAUUAUAAAAAAUGUACAGAUGUUAGCAAAAGAGAAGGGAAAAAGCAAAAACGAUUUCAACGAUGUGCUUAUUUGUGUAGACAAUUACACAGUCAAGUACAACGUAUUAUCUAGUAACAUAUAUUUAGACAUGCAACCUAACAUUAAGAACUUUUUUUCGAAUAAAAUUGCAAACAAUAUUGACGAAAAGAAAAUCCAAGAUAUACUAACUCAGCUCAGGAAGAAAAACAAAUCGAAUUAUGAGAAUACCAUUUUUAAUGAUGAAUAUUAUAAAAAGAUGGCUAGUGGAGAGGAGUCGAAAGAUGCAGUCUUUGAUAAGAAGGGGAAGAAGCUGACCACUGCUAGCGGUGAGGGUGGUGGAGCCGGCCAUCCCAACCUCUACAUUAUGAAGAAGAAUAUCUUCUUCGACUCGAAGAAGGAGUACUACAAAAAGUUCUUGUCUUUCUACACAUACGAAGAAAUAUUUCGUAUCCUCUGUAGUAACAACAGACAUUGCAGUGUGAAUAUCCUCAAUUCGUUGGACGAUGUGAAUAAAAAUACAUUCAUUUUGAGGAGCCACUUGACUAUUAAAAACGAGCUGAAGAAGUUUUUUCAGGUCCACCAGAGCGAGCUGCUUAGCAGCAGGCGCAGGGGAAGGGAGGAGGCUCACAAGCAGGGGAAGAACCAGCCCAGCGAGGCGAGCGAUGCGGUUCAGCCGAGUCACCAGGGGGAGUCAGGCCAACCAGGUGUGUCGAUCCAACCUGGUGUGACUAUCCAACCAGGUGCUUCUAUCCAACCAGGUGCUUCUAUCCAACCAGGUGCUUCUAUCCAACCAGGUGUGUCUAGCCAACCGGUUACCCCGCUCACGCCAAACAUAUGCCCCGUGCAGAAGCAAAACAUAUUCUCCAGCAGCGACAUGUGCCCGAGGCAGGGGGGGAAGAACCCCCAGCCAGUCCCGUGCAGCGAGGACAACUUGAUUAACAUGAACAAUGUGGAUGAUUACCUGAAUACGUAUUACGUGUCAUAUCACGAUUCGUUCAAAGUGGAGGAAAUAAAAUUCAUAAACUUUUUCGAAGUGCUCAUAAAAAAAAAAGUAGCAGUCAUCCUGGAGAAAAACGAAUUUUUAAAGCUAUACAUUUUCUAUGGGAAAAAGAAGCUGCCCAGUUUGCCGUACACAAACUUGUUCUUUAACUGUAGGACAAUAAUAAAAAUUGAGGUGCUCAGAGAUGUGAACACAAAACAGAUAAUUUACUCCAGUAGGUCCUUCUUCCUGGAGACCUUAAUAACAUUGAAGGAAUAUAAAAUAAAAAACGAAAGCGCCUACGUCAUCAUUGAAACGUCCGAUGAAACGAGCUCCAUUAAAAAAAGACUCAAAAUGGAAAUGCUAUACAGAAUAUCUCCCAUGUCACAUAUAAAUGCUUACAUCAUUUCGAACAAUGGCCGGGAGACUGUGUACCACAAGGGAAACGUAUACCAGAGGUCUGCCAAUGACAUCAAGGAAGUUAUCAGUGAUAUUCGCAACGAUUUCCUCAACAUCAUUCUCCCGCAGUACAAUUUGUUCGACCUGUUCGACAGCCAUAUAUACAUCAUUAUUUGUUUGAAGAACGAGAACUGCU
Molecule: messenger RNA, 2472 nt
Organism: Plasmodium cynomolgi strain B
Lineage: Eukaryota; Apicomplexa; Aconoidasida; Haemosporida; Plasmodiidae
Exons: 3
Source: RefSeq, a predicted model, not a curated record